GGCCCUAUUCUUGCUCUAGGGACAGGCUAUUGACAGGUACACAGACAGCUGGAUGAGCUGUGUGUGCCGCCGGAAAGGAGCCGGAUUGCACUAUGGCGGGGGUGUCUGCCCGGAGCCGGGGCUGGUCCUCACUCUGCAGGCUUUACCUGCGUCUUCAUGCGGUACCGCCGAGCUGCGGCCGGGCCUGCCACGGAUGGCAGCACUCUGUGAAGAGUACAGGGCUCUUGUAUUUAAUGCCAUCCAGUCGGCUGCCAGUGCAAGCACAAAUCCGUCUUUAUUCUUCCAAUGAGCCCAGGGAAGGCGGUGGACCAAUCGAGCCCAGUGCCACAGGCUCCACAGAUAAAUCUCCAGCAGGACUGGAUCCUGGCAGAUCUGAACCUAGAAGCACUUUACUCACAGACCCUAUUCAAGUAAAAGUUAAAGCGGUGCUGAAAAAGAGAGAAUAUGGAAGCAAGUACAUGAAAAAUAACUUUGUUACCGGAGUACGAGCAAUGAAUGAAUUCUGCCUUAAACCCAGUGACCUGGAGUCGCUACGGAAGAUUAGACGAAGAAGUCCACAUGACGACAGUGAAUCAUUUACUGUGUUCUUAAGAUCAGAUGUAGAAGCAAAAGCUUUGGAAGUUUGGGGGAGCCCUGAAGCCAUUUUCAGGGAACGGAAGUUAAGGAAAGAAGAAGAGAUUGCUUACAAAGAAAACUCAUUUAGAAAUCAGAAAUUAUUAAAAGAAUACAAAGAUUUUCUAGGAAAUACAAAGCCCCGGUUAAGUACAGCAUCCAUGUUCUUAAAGGGCCCUGGGAAAGUUGUGAUGGUAGCUAUUUGCAUAAAUGGACUAAACUUCUUCUUUAAGCUGCUGGCCUGGGUGUACACUGGAUCAGCCAGUAUGUUUUCUGAAGCUAUUCACUCCUUAGCUGACACUUGCAACCAGGCUCUGUUGGCUUUAGGGAUUGCACAGUCUGCACGGACGCCGGAUCCUGGACACCCGUAUGGCUUUACCAAUAUGCGCUAUAUUGCUUCAUUGAUCAGCGGCGUUGGCAUUUUUAUGAUGGGUUCUGGACUGUCCUGGUACCAUGGCAUCAUGGGGUUACUGCAUCCACAACCUAUAGAGUCUCUGCUUUGGGCGUAUUGUAUUCUGGCGGGAUCAUUAGUUUCCGAAGGAGCUACACUCCUGGUUGCUAUUAAUGAGCUUAGGAAAAGCUCGAGAAUAAAGGGAUUGUCCUUUUAUCAGUAUGUGAUCCAGUCUCGGGAUCCGAGUACUAACGUGGUCCUGAUGGAGGAUACUGCCGCAGUUUUGGGGGUGAUUAUGGCUGCCUCCUGUAUGGGUCUGACUUCGCUCACAGGGAAUCCUUACUAUGACAGCCUGGGCUCGCUGGGCGUGGGGACUUUAUUAGGAGCAGUAUCUGCCUUCCUCAUUUACACCAACACUGAGGCCCUCAUUGGUCGGUCCAUACAACCAGAGCAACUCCAACGUCUUACCGAACUCCUUGAAAGUGACCCUGCUGUGAGGGCCAUUCAUGAUGUAAAAGCCACAGACAUGGGAAUGAGUAAAGUACGGUUUAAAGCAGAGGUUGAUUUUGAUGGACGUGUAGUAACCAGGUCAUACUUAGAAAAGCAGGAUAUCGACCAGGUGUUACAUGAAAUCCGACAGGUGAAGACUCCAGAAGACUUGGAAGCUUUUAUGCUCAAACAUGGGGAAAAUAUCAUAGACACGCUAGGAGCAGAAGUAGACAGACUUGAAAAGGAACUGAAACAAUGCAAUCCUGACGUUCGGCACGUUGACUUGGAAAUUUUAUAGAAGCCGGAGAAUUUCCUAUUCAUGCAAUUCAUAGAGGAAGAGGAGAAGACUGUACAAGAAGCUUCAUUUCAUUUUCCAGGGUGCAUGCUCCAUGACUAAAUUGUAAAUGAGUGCAAUGCAAAUGCUUGGCAUAAUAAGUCAUGUUUACAGGAGCCUUGUACAGUCCGUUGUUGUAACAUUAUUAGGCAUUUUAUGCAGGGCGAAGGAAAGCGAAUGUUAUUUAUUUGUAACGCACCUCAGUAAACCACAUUGUUUUACUCCA
Bufo gargarizans (Asiatic toad) is the source of this 2052-nucleotide messenger RNA. RefSeq names its product solute carrier family 30 member 9 (gene SLC30A9). The record is from RefSeq and is a predicted model, not a curated record. Gene Ontology annotation, cellular component: nucleus; membrane. Bases 93 to 1790 code for a protein of 565 amino acids. Gene Ontology annotation, molecular function: monoatomic cation transmembrane transporter activity. The transcript has 18 exons. Gene Ontology annotation, biological process: zinc ion transport; positive regulation of transcription by RNA polymerase II; transmembrane transport. NCBI's taxonomy places the organism in Eukaryota, Metazoa, Chordata, Amphibia, Anura, Bufonidae.